Molecule: messenger RNA, 898 nt
Organism: Photinus pyralis (common eastern firefly)
Lineage: Eukaryota; Metazoa; Arthropoda; Insecta; Coleoptera; Lampyridae
Exons: 3
Coding region: 227-817 (196 amino acids)
Source: RefSeq, a predicted model, not a curated record
AAUAGUUUAAGUAGUGCGUGAGAAAGCCGCUCUUCCUGUACGCACCUUAUUGUAAACCAGUGUCGUGUUUAGAUUAUUUUAGUAACUGGGUUUCAACAAUCGCGAGUGUAUCAGGAGUAAAAUGUUGGGGUUGAUUUACUCUCCAUACCGCACCUUAUCCAACAAUGUUUAAUUACAUUUAACUUUGCGUAAGAACGCUACAAAAUUGGACUCAUUUCUAGCUGAUAUGAAUUCUACCGGAUCUGGAUCGAACCCUGCACCUCCAAAUUGUGACCAUCGGCAAUAUGCGACAGUUGCAGAUGUCGAGUCCUGCCUGAAACUUCUAAAAGACUUAACACUAAAAGUCGACAAGAUAAGUCGGGCAGUAGUCCCUGCCAAUCAAGCCGGCGGCGGCGAUGAAUUUUCCCAACGAUUUCCGAUUGCCACCAAAGAAGCCUUUGACGAUUUAGAAGCGGCGCUAAGGGAUAGUUCGUAUGCAAACGGCUUUGUUGAGCACUUUGUCGGUCACUAUGAGCAGAUGGGUAAGCAAUUGGACUCGACUAAGCUUAUGUACUACCUCCUGGAUCUCAUGUUGAGCAAGGAUUUUGUGCACGCUUGUUCGUGGACGGGGGCCUCUACCAAGAAGGACACAACCAAGUUUGCAUUUGAAAAGUACACUAACUUUCUGAAACAAUUCGAUAGGGUCAUCAAACUUGCCAGUUCCAAUCACAAGAUUACAGACACCUGCAGUUUUAUAAAGCAGAAGGCUUUAACCAAUAGCGGACAGAGGGUGAAAAAUGAACGUGCAAAGGCCGAAAGACGUGAUCCUACUUUAUAAUAAUUUGAUUAUAUUAUUAACAUUGUAAUGUUGUGUUUUUACGCACAAUUAUAUUUUUUUAACAUUACCGUUUCCCUUACG